This is a messenger RNA of Oryzias latipes (Japanese medaka), 3325 nucleotides long. RefSeq names its product aminoadipate-semialdehyde dehydrogenase (gene aasdh). The record is from RefSeq and is a predicted model, not a curated record. Gene Ontology annotation, biological process: amino acid activation for nonribosomal peptide biosynthetic process. NCBI's taxonomy places the organism in Eukaryota, Metazoa, Chordata, Actinopteri, Beloniformes, Adrianichthyidae. Gene Ontology annotation, molecular function: protein binding.
AAUGUAAAUACUAUGACCAUGAAGCACACAUUCCACGCUGAUGAAAAUAAAUGUAGAGAUUGUUUCAGAAUGAAGACCUGGAGGUCAUAGCCGGUAAAUCGGAAUGGCCGCUCGGACGCUGCAGGCCGCGGUGUCCGCCGCCGCAUCCCUGCAUGCUGACAGGACGGCUGUGGUUUUCGACAGCGGCGGCUUGGCGCCUGGACCCCCGGCGUCGCUGCUGUAUCGAGAGCUGGCGGACCUCAGCGCAGAACUUUCAUGUGUUUUUCUGAGCAGAUGCUCCCCCGUCAACGGCGUUAUUGGUCUGUACUGCAGUGACGACCUGCUUGUUCCUGUCUGGAUCUUGGGGAUCUUGCAGUGUCCUGCUGCUUAUAUGCCGCUGGACCCCGAAGCUCCUGCUCUCUUGACGGCUCAGGCCAUGAGUCAGAGCGGACUGACGUUCUGCGCCGUGAACACCCACCUGAUGCAGCGGUUCCAGGCUGCUCUCAGCAGAUACCUGACCUUUGAGGUCUGCGAGACGCUGCCAAAGUUUGAGCUCACCCUGAUCCAAAUUCGGAAGCUGUCGUUUGCCAAGCCUGAACCUGGAACACAGCAAGACAGCCAUCAGGAAUCUGGCUGUGCUGCACCGUUGUCGGAGGGCGGUGCUGCUCACAGAGAGUUGGCGUAUGUGCUGCACACAUCUGGAACUACAGGCCCUCCCAAAACCGUGAGGGUGCCACACACCUGUAUCGUUCCCAACAUACUGCACCUGAGGUCUUUGCUUCAGAUGAGUGCGUCUGAUGUGGUUUUUCUCGCCUCCCCCUUAACCUUUGACCCCUCCGUGGUGGAUAUUUUUCUGGCUUUGUCCUCUGGAGCUCAGCUGCUUAUCGUACCCAGCCUGAUCAAGAAAACGCCCCGUCGACUCGCUGGGCUUUUGUUCAAAGACCACAAAGUUACCGUCCUCCAGGUCACCCCCUCUCUGCUCCUGCGCUUUGGCCACCGCACUUUAAAAGAGGAGGCGUUGUCGCCCGGCUCGUCCCUGCGGGUGUUGGCUCUGGGGGGGGAAGCCUGCCCGCCUCCAGCCCUGCUGAGGAGCUGGAAACACCAGGAAAAUAAGACCUGCAUCUUUAACCUCUACGGCAUCACGGAGGUCUCCUGCUGGGCCUGCUGUUACAAAAUACCAGAGACUCUGCUGCAGUCCAGCGACCCCGGAGAGGUUCCCCUCGGGGCUCCUCUGAUGGACACAGAGGUGGAGGUCAGGGAUGAGCUGGGCCGGGUCGUCACAGAGGGAGAAGGACAGCUGUUCCUCGGCGGAGGGGACAGGGUGUGCCUCCUGGAUGGGGAAAGCACCGUGGUUCCCGGGACGAUGAGAGCCACUGGAGAUUGGGUGAAGAUCAGAGACCAACAGCUGCACUAUCAGGGCCGGAAGGACCGAACCAUCAAACGGAACGGGAAACGAGUCAACUUGGACCGUCUGCAGCAGCUCCUCCUGGGUCUCCCUGAGGUGGCAGCCUGUGCGCUGGGCCUCCACAGCAGCUCUCGACUCCUUGCUUUUGUUGUGAGCGCCGGGGCGGCUGAGCGCCGCUGCUCCUCCUCUGCUGAGCUGGACCUGCUCUCCUCUGUCAGACAGCAGUCCGAGGAGGUCAGAGGAGCCGGCGGAGAUGGAAAGAGGCGGAUUCUGGAGCAGCUGUCUGUGCUGCUGCCUUCUCAUGGCAUCCCUGACACGCUGGAGCUCCUACCAGCUUUACCCGUGACUCCUCAUGGGAAAGUAGACAUGGUGGCUCUGAUGACAUUAUAUGAAAGACAGAGGGAGCAUUUAGGAUUUCCAAGAGGAGAGGCCCACAAACUGAAGCAGCGUCUUCAGGCGUUAUGGAAGGAUGCAUUAGGUCUGCCUGGAGAUGCAGACUUGGACGAGCAGUCGAACUUUCUGCAGAGUGGGGGGGACUCCCUGAAGGCCGUGCGUUUGUGUGAAGACAUCGGCGACGGUGUGGGAGCGUCCACGCCGCAGCUUCUGGAGGUGCUGCUGGACGGGACCUUCUCAGAGCUGUGGCGGCACGUCGCACUGCUGCUGGAGGGCUGCCCCCCAACAUCACUUCCGGCCAAGAAGAGACAUGCCGAUCCCCCAUCUGACGCGGCAGCCAAGAGGGAGCGGAAGCCAGCGGAGAGACGGGCCGUGAGAGUGGUGCAGCGAGCGGGUCGGGUGACGGGAAUGAAUGUGAGGACGGACACAAGGGAGACGCUGGGAGACGGUGGACGGAGGGGAACACAGUCACACAGAGCUGUGAAGGUGGAGCUCAGCCUGAGCUGGGCUUCAGACUCUGGCAGAUGUGUGGACGCCUCCCCGAUGCUCCUGGUUACUGACGGUGUGAGCGAGAGGCCCGAUGGCUGCAGGACCACCGUGUUUAUUGGCUCCCACUCCCACAGGGUGCAGGCUCUAGACCUGGGUUCCGGCACUCUUCUGUGGGAGCGAGUCCUCGGGGACAGAGUGGAGGCCUCGGCUGCCACAUCUUCCUGCGGCACGCUCGUUAUCGUAGGCUGCUACGAUGGCUGCAUCUACUUCUUAAGCGCCGACUCUGGAGAGACCCGGUGGACGUUUAGGACGGGAGACGCCGUUAAGAGUUGUCCCGCUGUGGAUGGCGUCGGCGGUCUGGUGUUUGCAGGCUCACAUGAUGGAAACGUUUACGCUCUGGACCCACAGGCUCAGCGGUGUGUUUGGAAGCGUCACUGUGGCGGCGGCGGCGUGUUUUCCUCCCCGCACCUGCACGAUUCCCCGCGACAGCUGUACGUGGCGACCCUCGCAGGACGUCUGCUGAGCCUGAACCCCGACAGCGGAGACGAGUUGUGGUCAUACCACAGAGGCGUCCCUUUCUUCUCGUCACCGAACAGCUCCUGCAGCGGCGUGGUGAUCGGCUCGGUGGACGAAAACAUCUGCUGCGUCGCACACACAGGAGAACUGCUGUGGCAGUGUCCCACACAGGGGCCGGUUUUCUCCUCUCCAUGCUUCAUCCGGGAACAACGAAAGCUUCUGUGCGGAUCUCACGACGGCCGCCUGUACUGUCUGAGCGCCGCCGACGGCUCUGUAGUUUGGACUUUUCAAACUCCGGGCAGGGUGUACUCCUCUCCUUGUGUGUUUGAUGGCUGCGGCGGGGGGGCCCUGGUGGCUCUCGCCUCCACAGACGGGACCGUCUGGAUCCUGGAGGCAGAAAACGGACAGAUGCUGGCCUCGCACGCUUUACCCGGGGAGCUGUUUUCAUCCCCCGUAGUGUGGGCGGGCUGUCUCGUCAUCGGGUGCCGCAAUGAUUAUGUUUACGCUUUGAAUUUGACUUAUAAAGAGGACGCCUGACGGAUG